Messenger RNA from Zootoca vivipara (common lizard), 12036 nucleotides. RefSeq names its product zinc finger protein 277 (gene ZNF277). The record is from RefSeq and is a predicted model, not a curated record. NCBI's taxonomy places the organism in Eukaryota, Metazoa, Chordata, Lepidosauria, Squamata, Lacertidae.
GGGCGCUUCGUCCUCUCCCAUUGGCCCAGCCCGGUGGAAUCCCCCGCGUGCCUGCGUAGCCACGCCGCGCGAUAUCCUCUCAGCUGCAGACCGUGGCCAUGGCAACUCCCCAAGGCUCGGCGGAGCGGGCGAGGAAGAGCGACCACGAAGACUACAUUUUGGAGCCACUUUCUCUGCCAGAAAGUCCAGGUGGCAUUUCUGCUGUAGAAGGUUCUCCAUCUGUGCCUUGUAUAUUCUGUGAAGAAUAUUCUCCUGUAUCAGAACAAAACCAACUUCUGAAGCACAUGAUUAUAGAGCACAAGCUUGUCAUUGCAGAUGUCAGGCUGGUAGCAGAUUUUCGGAGAUAUGCAUUUUACUGGAAGAAAAGAUUCUCAGAGCAGCCCAUUACAGACUUCUGUUGUGUGAUAAGAACAAAUUCUGAAGCAACUUUAGAGGAACAAGACAAUUACUUCCUUUUAUGUGAUGCUUUGCCUGAAGACAGAACACUGAGGGAGAAACUCCAGCAACAAAGACUGAGAGAGAAUCUGGAGCAACAGCAGCGAGAGAGAAAUGACACCGACUUUCACGGUGCAUGCAUGUUCUGUGAUAAAGAGUUCACUGGUAACAGAUCAGACCUCCUCAAUCACAUGGCAAAUGAUCAUGCAUUCAAUGUUGGGCUGCCAGAUAACAUUGUACACUGUGAGGAGUUUUUGGAACUUCUACAGAAGAAACUAGACAGCUUGCAGUGUUUGUACUGUGAAAAAACCUUUCGAGAUAAGAACACGCUCAAGGAUCACAUGAGAAAGAAGCAGCAUCGCAGAAUCAAUGCCAAAAAUAGAGAAUACGACCGGUUUUAUAUCAUUAAUUAUCUGGAAUUUGGCAAGACCUGGGAAGAGGUUCAGUCCGAAGAUGACAGAGAAUUGUUGGACAACCAGGAAGAAGACUGGUCCGGCUGGGAAGAACAUCCGGUUUGUGCAGUGUGCCUUUUCUGUGAAAAGCAAACCGACACUACAGAAAAGCUCUAUGCUCACAUGGAGGAAGCUCAUGGAUUCGACCUGCUAAACAUUAAGGCUCAGCAUGGUUUGAAUUUCUAUCAGCAAGUGAAAUUGUUGAACUUCAUCAGAAGAGAGGUCCAUCAGUGUCGAUGCUACAGUUGCCAGGAGAAAUUCCAACCGAAGAGGGAGUUGGUAAAUCAUAUGGAAGAGACCAGACAUAUAACACUUCUGCCAGCCAGAUCCAUGUGGGAUCAGCCACAGUAUUAUUUUCCUACCUAUGAAAACGAUACCCUUCUCUGUACGCUCUCGGACAGCGAGGAUGAAUUGUCAGCUGGGAAACAGAAAGAGGACGUGCCUGUCAUCAGCGAGGAUAUUUCUAACAUAGAGGCUCUGAAACGGACGAGUGUGUUAAAUCAACUUCUUUGUGAGGAGAGAAAUAAUGGAGAACCCUGAUAAUUAAGUGAAGCAUCUUUCUGAAUACGCAGUUUCCUCGCAAAGCAAAAGGUGAUUUGGUAACCUUCAGAGGCUGUAAUAGACCCAUUCUGCGUGAGAAGCUCAAAAAAUAAAUUAGAAACUAACCCUAUGUUCUUAGGCUGUGUUUUAGUCACAUACAAGACAAUGCACGUUUACUGAGCUGAUCUGCAAUCAGUUAGGCUUGCUUUUCAGAAACCAUUUAGGAUUGCAGCUAUAGCGCUAGAUACAGAAUUAGUUUAGCUGGUAGAAACAUACUGUCAUGUUUAUUGGUAUAGAUGCUUUUUCAGCGGAACAUCUCCAAUCAAGCAACUUUUAUGCCUGCUGUUUUACUGCUGUAAACAGGAGACAACCUAGCCCCUUAUGUAUAUGGGUCGUGAUGUUUAGAGUCUGAUUAGCAGAACAGGAUUUCAGCUUCCUCCAUUCAGAUCAAAUCUCUUGUUUAAAGCGAAUACAGGAGAUAAUAGAGUGAAAUAUUCAUGUUGAGGCUAAUUUCUACUCUGGAAUGCUCUUAGGGCCAGGUCAUAGGUUAACACAGUGGUAUGUGAACUACUUCCUUUUCGCUUCUUCCCUUUGCUGCUUAUUGGACGCAGCAUCAUUCAGGAAAGGCCAGUGAUGCGGUAACACGAAUCUGAUCUUAGCCAUGUAUAUAUGCAUAGGCUUCUUGUAGCAAUGAGAGGAGAACUUGAUCUGGACCAGUGAGAGGCCAGAGUGGAAGGAAGCUAAAAAAAUCACUGGGAAGAGUUCCAAGUCAAGGGGUUGGGAUUGGGAAAUGGUGGCUGGGUAGAGGUUAGAACUGAAAAGAAAAGGUUGGGAGAAAAUAAGCAAGGAAGGAGGCAAAGGUGGCCAGAGACCAGUAAUUUAAGAAACAUUAAGAACAUGAACUAACCCUCUUGACUAUGUUCUGCCUCCACUGUCGGAGGCAGCGUGCUUCUGAAUAUGAGUUGCUGGAAUUUGCAGGAGGGGAGAGUGGUCUUGCACUCAAGUGCUUCCCUUAGGUAUCUGAUUGGCUGCUGUGAGAACAGGAUGCUGGGCUACCUGACUACUGGCCUGAUCCAGGAGGUUUUUUUAGGUUCUUACGUAGCUUACAUUGAGGGGGACCAAACUGAAGAGGGAGACAAUAUUUGUUACAGAAGUGAGAACUGGAGCAGAGUGAGUUGGCAUUUGUUACAGUUCUGCUUAGGGUAAAUAACACAGUUUGCAAGUUUACUGUUGCCCAAGCAGCUUUAGACGCCAGCCAAGUGGACCUCAUCCAAUUCCCUAAAGGCCUAGAUUUGCCACAACUUAUUUAUCUUAUUGGCAAAGAUACCCACGUUUGGGUAAAACACAUACGCCACCUAGCUUUAGUCUGCAAGGCUCCAAAUUCCCUGCCUUGUUUAUUUUUAAAGACCUUUUCCAUUCCUACUAGGAAGGUCAAUCGCCACCUAGCCAGAUUUGGCAAACAGAGAGUGGUUUGUGCAAAUUCAGCCAGUGAUUUCAUGACUGGAGUGGGAUUAGGACUAGAUAUGUGUAUAACUCACACUUUCACCUGGUGUAGAGGAGCAGCUAAGUCUUGCUCAAUUUACUCUUGGCUUCAACACUUGGCUCAAUAGUUCAGGGUUUGUGUGCAGAAAGUUCUAUCUUUGGUAUCUCUUGUUAAAAGGAUUAGGUAACAGAAACACAGAGAACCACUUCUGUUCAUAGCAGACAGUGCAAAGAAAUUAGCCAGGACCAGAAGCUUCCUAUGGAUUCAAUGAUGUUGCCCCGUCACAUCUUGUGCUCCAGAGAUUAUGAAUUUUAAGAAAACGGGUUAGAGGAUGUUCUUGUAGAGUUAGUGAGAGGCUCAUGGGGUGUUCUGGAUCUGUAAAAUUUUCAUUUAAUUUUAAAAAAAUGGUAAAAAUAAAAAUUGGAUCAGAAUUCUUCCAUGAGUCUAGCAACAUACCCAAAUACUCAGGUAUCCAGCAGGGGAGAUGCUCUUCUGCUGCCUAAGGUGCAAUGGGCGGAGACAUAGAAUAGGGCCUUUUCAGUGGUAGCUCCAGGCUUCUCUGCAAAGUUCCCUUUCUGUUCUUCUUUUUGAGAAGCAUUGCCAAGACAUUGAUGCUUUGAUAUGAUUUUGAAUUGGGCAAAAAUAGAAUGCUUCUGAUUUCCUGUAUUCUUGUGGCAUUCAUAUUAUUGCUUGGCUGUAUAUUUGUUUUUAGUUGGUUGAUGUGUUAUUUUGUUGGUAUUACACUUGUUUUUAAGGUCUUACUGUGUCAAACCAACAGCUAAAAAUACAGGAUGGAUAAGCACACAGAUAAACCUCUGUAACAAACUGUAUCUUAGAAAUAUGCAAGACAAAACCUUAAGCAAAUUAAUUUAUGGCUACCCCCACAUUGCAUGUCCACAACUAAAGAAACAUGCCAGGGUCUUUGUUUUGUUUUUGUUGGGGGUGGUUUAGGAGGGAUUCUCUGGAACACAGAUAACAUGAGACAGAAUUAAGGAAUGCUUCAAAAUGAAUGAAUGGUGAAUGCCUUUUGCAGCAAGAGAUGGUUUUAUAUACUGUACUGCAGGAAAAGAGGAAGCCAACUUCAGAGAAAAGCGAAGACUUCAAAGAAAGGAACAAUACUUUUUUAUAUUAUUUUAAAAAACACCAACUCUUCAGUGCUAUCUAUACUCAGGGGGAUGGGAUCAAAGCUCAGUGGCAGCAGAGCACAUCCUUUGCAUGCAGAAGUUCCAUGCUCAGCCCCUGACAUCUCCAGGGUUCUUUUUUAAUACUUUUAAAACAGCAGAUAGCAGGUUUUGGGAAUAAUCUGAACCUGAAACCCUGGAGAGCUGUUGCCAGUCAAAGUAGACAGCUCUCUGCAAAAUGGACAAGUAGGCUGACCCUAGUAUAAGGUAUAGCUUUCUUAUGUUCCAGUGAAAUUGCAAACAGUGGUCUGUUACUGAGCUGGUGCAUUUGAUGCUUCAAUGUUUUCAUUCUCCGUUAUCUUUUGUUUCAUGGAAUCAUAGAAUUGUAGGGUGGGAGGGGACACCGAGGGCCAUCUAGUCCACCCCCUGCAAUGCAGCAAUCUCAGCUAAAGCAUCCAAGACAGAUGGCCAUCCAACUUCUGCCCCCAAAAAAAACCUCCAAGGAAGGGAAGGUCACCACCUCCCAAGGGAGACAGGCACUGGUUUUUGUUGUUUUUUCUAUGCAUGUUGAGUACAUUAUGGUAACUCAAGGUGCAGACUUCUUUCCUCCUCCAGUCCGUGAAAUUAUUUCUAGAUUGUUAUUCUUCUGUUUUAUCUGCCAGGCAUGAGAUUAGUAUUCUUUACGAUACUGUAACUGGGAAAUGUGUAGUUGAUCCCAUGCCACGUGAAAGAGGAGGACAUUGCCUUUAAUGCACGGCGGAGUCCACAAACAUCAAAUUUUGGGAAAUCUGCAAAAUGAUAUUCUGCUACAGUUCUACCACUGAGUAGUUACAAAAUCCCACCAUAAAGCAGGCAGGGAGAGAGAGGCUUUUUGGUGAGGUAAGCCAAUAAACAGAAGCUUGGUGGAGGUAGAAGCAGGAGCUAGGACUUGCUUCUUUACCACUAACACAAGCACUGCCACCUACCUUUCAGUCCAGCGCUGGAAGGGAAGAUUUGCCUUUAUCACAGGCUGAAUGAGUUCCAGCUACUCAGCCCUCUCUGCCUUUGGUAGGAGCUGCUGUCUAUGAGGUGGUGACCAAGCACAAUAGCAAAAAACUGCCACCUGAAUAAUGCUGUCAUCAUCAUGUACCAUCUGUUCCUGUGCUACACUUUUUUAAAAAAAUUGUGGAAAUAUUUUUGUUAAUAGGUGGCCACCCUAGCAGUAAGUUGCUGUAAGAACGUUUGGGCGCUCUAGAGUGGGAUAUAAGUACUAUAAAUGAAUAAAUGGUUCUUAACAUGGCAGCAGAAAGUAAUGAUAUAAUCAUUCUGUGUGGAUGCUGGAAGUAGUAAACCCAAGGUGACUUUGCCAUUUUGUGUUUGAACCAUAUGCAGCUAGUUUUCAAGAAAGCUGUUUGUACAUGAAAGGACUUAGAUAUUACUUCAAUAUCAAGCUUAAAAAUGAGAAUUGGAAAGCUACAGCAUGUCCGUCCGUCCCCCGUCCCCCCCGUUGCCUUAGGUAUGGUAUCUCAUGUUUGUGCAGGAGCCAGGUUGCCUAGGCAGAGCUGACAAAUCCAUUCCUUGGACGUACUGGAAAAUGGUAUUUUAUUGCUUAUGGAUACUAAUCUAGUAGCAUGCUGGAGGGAGUAAAAACUAGAAUAAUAUAGUGAAAAACUUAGAGAGUUUUGGGGGGAAAAAUGCACCAUGAAGGAAAUGAAUGCAAUAAAAUUCAGUGAACGCAUCACACAAGAGCAGAGAUGUUACUUGUUGCCAUGCUGCAGUCACAUCGUGAUUGCGGAGGGUUUUAAAAUCAAAACUGUCCUUUUGUCCAUUGGCAUUGUCUGCUCAAUUCACCUGAGCCCAUCUUCGCAUGGAAGACCCUAACUCAACAAGGGAUUAUUAUUAUUAUUAUUAUUAUUAUUAUUAUUAUUAUUAUUAUUAUUAUAUACCGCCUUAUACCCAGAGGCCUCAGGGCAAUUCGCAGAAAAGAUCACAAGAUAUAUAAUCAGAAUAAAAACAACAACCCAAUAACAUCCCCACAUUUUAGAAGGGUAUAGGAUGUCAAACAGAUCAAACAGAUCAGCCACAUUUUAGAAGGGUAUAGGAUGUCAAACAGACCAAACAGAUCAGCCACAUUUUAGAAGGGUAUAGGAUGUCAAACAGAUCAAAGGCCUGGUUAAAAAGGAGUGUUUUUGCCUGGCGCCUAAAGGUGUAUAAUGAAUGCCCUGGGGGAGAGCAUUCCACAUGUGGGGAGCCACUGCAGAGUAGGCCCAUUCUCGUAUUGCCACCCUCUGGACCUCUCGAGGAGGAGGCACACGAAGGAGGGCCUCAGAAGAUGAUCUCAGGGUGCAGGUAGGUUCAUAUGAAAAGAGGCAGCCCUUGAGGUAUUGCAGUCCUGAGCCCAUUGGCUACCCUCAACUGGUUUAGGGAGUCAACCAAAGCUGUCCCCAGGGUGUGGCUGCUGUCACAUGCUGACGGCUUCUAGGAGUCACAGGUGAGAGCUGAGUGCAGGGUGGGGAGCAAAGGUAGACAAAUUACCCCAGAAGAAGCAUGAUCAGAAGCCUAUAUAAUCUAUGUCAGGGUGGCUUACCUGUAGCUUUCCAGAUGUUGGACUGCAACUCCCAUCCACCCCAAACAGAAUGGCCAGGGGUCAGUCUGAGAACACCUGGAAGUCCACAAGUUCCUCUUCCCUAAUUGAAAUGAUAUGACUGAUAAAGAAAGUAGGAACGUCAUCACAAGGUGUCAUUGAUGGUUAUAUGGAAAAUGUCAACAAGUUCUCAAACCGUUUUAGUUUAACCAUAUAAAUUAGCAUAGGGACAGUUCUGAGCACACAACUUUUUUUACUGCACUGGGUUUGUUUUGCAAGGAAAAGAAAUUGCAACCAUGCUAACGAGCUCUAAAGAAAAAAGUAAAAGACCCCAGCUUUGGUGGGAUCGUUGACCUUUAAAGCAGGAAAGAUGACACAAAAGCUUAAGGUGAGAAUUCAUAUGUAGAGAUGUGGUUGAUAUAAGCGGGCAGGUGUGAAAACAAGAUAUUAGUCAUCUGUGAUCGCCACAAAUUGGAACAAGUUAUCUUGACAAAUCAACCAUUGCUGAGUAUCCUUGAGCAAAAAGAAACAAGUAUGAGAGCUAGAAAUUCAGAGCAACGAGAUACACAGUAGUACAUGACUAUCCAUUUAGACUACAUGGUUUCAACUGCCUUCAGAGUGACUCUUCAAAUACAAUUACAAUAUUGUAAUUGAAGAUACUCUGCUGAAACAUCAGUACAGAAAUUAGUAAAGGCCACCCAAAGUGUGUCAUACUAAUGAAGGCAUCUUGAGAUUUUGCUCUCCUCUAAUUCUUAGAAGGUGUUCCCAAAAUAAUGGCAGAGGUCUAGUAUUGUGCCGGACAGUUUUCCUCCAUGAAUUAGCAAAUGGGCUGUCCCACUUCAGAACCUGAGCUUAUUUUCCAGUUGAAGUUGGUUUAUUAUUUGCAUCAUAAAAACACAUAUUUAUGCAGCAGGGGAUACCUGCUACCUAAAUAGGCCCAUCUUCUCCCCCCAAGGAGGACACAGCAUUGUUUCAUUGUGUGUUCAUUUGUCAUUCUUUUUAUAACAUUUCCCUUUUGAAUAGUGGUACCUGAAACUGAGCACAGCGGUUCGUGGUCUUGCUACUGCUGAGUAGGGAAGGAUGCUGUUACUCCUUGGGGGAGGACCCAAAAAUGUCACAAAGAAGGGACAGGGCAAGAAGAGUGGAAUAGGAUGUUUGCAGGCUUUUUCAAUGGUAUUUCAAAUACCAUUAAGUGAUUGCACUUAAACACGUGGUGCCUUGGAAUGUAAACCCCGCAUAAAUUGGGAGUUGCCUGUAGUUUGAUGUGUUCAUGACGAGCUCACUUGAGUGCAAGAGAGAGAGAGCUGUGAGUGGGGGGGGUUGCUAUCAGAAUUAUGCAAAGCAAGGAGCGUUACACAAUUUGGUCAACUUGAACACUUCAUUGUGAACAUUUGUGAUUUCUUGGUGCAGCUUGCGACACACACACACACACACACACACACACACCAGGAAAGCAUUGGUUAAUCCUUAAUCUUGUCAUGAAAAUGCCUCUGGUUCCAUCAUUGUGGCUGUGCAGAGACCUGCUGACUUACGUCUGCCUGUGCAGAUAUGUGUACCAUUGUGGCCUGAGGCUCAUGACAAAUUGAUGGCAACUUCCACAAACCCAGUGAGUAAUUACUGAGCAGUUAUAAAGAAAUUGUAGCGCAACUGCCUGUCACCAAGUCAUUAUUUCCUGGUGAAUGAACUUCAGGCAACCUUUGGGGGAUGUGACGACCCUGGUCCCACUCUACCUUACUAUCACUGCGACACAGGAAUCCAGAGGGGAAAACACCCACCCUCUUCUCCUGCCGCCUCAAAAAUAAACCCCUUUUCCUAAUGGGUUUCUAAGUAAGGAGAGCCUUCCAGCUUGCGUGGCCUGGUACCUUAAGAAACUCUAGGCUGUCCCCCAGGAAUAACCUCUUGCCUCCAGUAAAGGGUCUCCCUCAGUUGGAUUUCCCCACUGUAGAAGUUUGCCCUAUGCACUCUGGCAACUUCUUGGCACCUCAGGUUACCCUUCUAAGCCUCCUCCGUGUAACUACAGGACACAAACCACUACCUCCCUGCCUGAGGUGAGUUUUGCCCUCUCUUGAGUCACCACGGCUGUGAGUCCUGGUACCUCGCUGGAAAAAUACAGACGGACCUCUUGUUGGCAAAAAAAACAGAGAUGAAUUUUUAUUGUGUUAAAAACAUAAGUGAUUCUUUAACGUGUCAUUUAUUAAUUAGCUUUGUUCCAGUUGUACAAAAUAAACUCAGUCAAACAUUUAACUUUAAGUUGUCCUAGCCUCUUAACUGUCUUCAUACAAGCCACCACAUAACACCACACCACACCUUCCUCCCUCUCCCUCCUAACUCACCAAACCGACUCUCCCUCCUUUUUUAAAACCGGGCACAGUCCCGCCCCCAUCAGAGUUCUAUGCCAGUCAGGCUGGAGGUGGGUUAACUCUUUGCCAGCCGGGCAGAAAUAAACAUUUUAAAAGUGCUUCAAUUUGUCACAGAUGUUCACAUUUGUUCCUCUUUAAAAAUGGUUGUUGGCACCUGUGACAAGUAACAGAAAAUCACCUAGUUUGAAAACAGGCUUAGUGCCACAGGUUUCCUACAUUUAAUACACGUAACAGAAGCCACCCCCUCGAAGAAGCCAUACAGAGGGAGGUGAUGCUUUGGCUAAGUCAAAUGCUGCAGACGUGAAAGAAGAAAUUAAAAGGGGUGCCUUGACAGGCACUGCUAUUUUGCUUCCAAGAGUGGCAAACUAAAAGAGUACCAAAUUUAAGUGCAACUGUUCAAGGGGCAAGCUAUAAAUGGUUGUGAACCAAGAGAUGAUAUUUAAUGCAUUGCCUACUUUUUGACAGGCAUUCUUCCCGAAGCUGAAAUCCUAUACACACUUACCUGGAGCUGAGUAAACAUGUAUAGGAUUGCACUGUUGCUAAGUAAAGGUGAUCAUCAAAGGGCUGAGGGAGAGAAUAGAUUAUGAAAGAGCUGGUACCAGAGGACUAUUUUAUAUUUGUGCUUAAGAGUAAAUAUGAACAUUAGAGACCAUUUACAUAAAUAGAGAGUUUCUGAGCUUGUUUCCAUGGAAAUCAAUGGGACUUUUUGCCAUUUUCCUCAGGUAAAAAUCCCAGGUGAAGAGGAAUAAAUAUGGCUAUAACAUAAAAAAAAAUUGCUGUUGAAAUAGGAAUUAGAACAUUCCUAUUUCAACAAGAGCUAAAUUGUUCCAGCUAUUCAUCACCUCCCCCUUUCUGGUUUGGAUGCAAACAGCAAUGCCUGGGUAAUAGACAUAUAUGAGCAUCUCUUUUGCUGCAGCAAAAACAUCUUAACACCUGAAUUAAAUGUAAAUUUGUUUUUUAUAUAUAUAUUAAAGCAAAAACAGGCCAUAUUGUUUAAAAUAAUUAUUUCAAAUCUGCCUAGUUCACAGAAGCUAAUGAGUAUUUAAUUGUAGGCAUUUUGACGCUUUUUGGUUGCAUUUAUAUAUAGCCUUUCUGCCAAUGCACUCAUUUAUAUUCAUCGCUUACAAUGAAUAGACAUGAUGCAAAAGGGAAAGGGUCAAGGAAGGAAGCAGGAGGGAAAAUAAGGCAAUCCCGGCACUAAUGCCACUGUAGGAAAUGGUUCUGGAAAACUAUAUGCCCAACUGGCAAUUGGUCCUUUCUGUGGGGUGAGGCCUGGCUGUCUUACCGCUGCCUCCUGGGAGAGGAAAACAAAAUGGUGGUUGGUCCUGGUUGAGUUGAAGUGGUGCACUUUGGGCCAGUGUGUUAGCUCCGUGCUUUGCAGGGCCCAUGGGCACCUCAUCCUUCAAAGCCCCUUCCCUCAUUGAAUCUACCUCCUCACUGCCGCGAGUCCAGAAUAUUCUUCUCAGUAGGUCCCAUGCUAGGGUGUGGACUCUUGGCAGGUGGCCCAGCCAUGCCGACACUUGAGGGCCUCACUCAGCAGAAUGAGCAGGAGCUUAUCCCAUGCAGACUUACCACCUGUUGAAGCAAGUGAAGCAGCACACCAUUACCAUAGGAAAGGGGAGGGUCUCAUUUUAAGUAGAUGAAGUAAUACACAUUUGGCUAAUCCAGGCGUGGCUAAACUUUGCCCUCCAGCUGUUUCGGGACUACAACUCCCAUCAUCCCUAGCUAACAGGACCAGUGGUCAGGGAUGAUGGGAAUUGUUCCCAAAACAGCUGGAGGGCCAAGUUUGGCCAUGCCGAUCCAUAUGGCAUGGUAGUUGUCAGGGGAGCCAACUCAAAAUAUUGGGGGAGGGAGAGAGGGAAACUCCUCUCUGUGUAAUGGAUCUCAUAAAGCGGUGCACACGCACCAUUUGAAUGGUAAUGUCCAUCAAUGGGGGGCCCCUCAAAUCUUUUAUUGGUGGGGCUGAAGGGACCCCGACCCCUAGGAGUUGGCUCCUAUGGUAGUUGUGGCUUAAUAGGGCCUUGCAAAGAGCACACAGCCACUUAGCUCCUCCCCAGUCUUUUUUAUUGCACGCCACACUAAGGUAAAUGAAGGUUUGGCCUAGUGUGUUGUCAGAGCCCAUGCUCAUGGUUAAGCGUCCCACCCGCUAACUAUGAGCUGUAGCCAAGGUCUACUCUUGGCUGCUGAAAACAGGAGACUGAUGACAGAGGCAAAACCAGUAUGGGGAGCAUGGCUUCAUUGAUUGUUUUGGAAAAGCCGCACUCCUGUUUAUGGGGAAAGAAUUGGCACCCUGUAUAUGCAGCUGUACUGUGUACAUGUGUGUGUGCACAAAGAUACCCUUUAAGGGCAUACUUCACUCUUCCACAUGAGAGUGCCAUGGGGCACACUGCUGUGCGCAGGUCACGGUGUCCUGUCACUUUCCUCACUGCCUGAAUCCAAUUGUAAAUAACAAAGACCACCUACCUAUUCAUCCAGAUGACUCUCUUAACAUCUUGCCCAGACACAGUUGGCAUCAAAUUAGACUCAACUACUAAGCUAACAGUGACUGUACACAUGGCAGAGCUGGUGUGUUAUUAAUCUCACAGGUGCAUCUGCAGCCAGAUGGCCCAAGAACAGAAGUUCGUUCAAUGGAGGAAAUAAGUUAACUGAAUAUAUAAGUUCCCUCCUCCAUUCUCCUUUGUUGAUGGUUCACCUAAGAAUGCUCAAUGCAAAAGGAUAUUUAUUAAAAAGUGUCUGGAGGAGUGAACAUGUUCCUCCAACCCAAUCGUUUUCUGAGUAAGCUAAACUUCAGAAAACUCAAGACAAUAGGCUUAUUAAUUGAGAAGAUGACACCAGUGAUUAAAGCCCGCCUUUCCCCGCUCUCCUACAGUGGGGAAAAAGGAACUGAAUAAUGAAGGGACAAUUAAAGAGUCUGUUUUCCCAGCUUGGCCGAUGCCAUAUUGAACAAGAAGUAAUUCUAGGGCAGAAGCCAAAAGAAGGAAGCUUCUAAUUAAAAGACACAGCUACCCAAUAGUGCUUUGUAUGUCCAAACUGAACAGACUGGUGCUGUAAUUGCAUUUUUAAUGGGGGAGAAAUCUCCAUA